ACGAGCCUAUACCUAUAGCGGUUUCUUCAAAACUGUUGUUUCGGAUUGCGGAGUGUUGUUGUAAUUAUUUGAAUAAUCAUAAAAAUGGGGGCAGAAAAGGAGGAAAACAUUGAUACUGAAGCAGAAUUGGAAGAAUUUGCAAUGCAUUUUGAGGCAAAUCGUUUGGAUUCGUUUAAGGACUGGCCCUUCCUAGAAGAUUGUUCCUGUGUUCCACAAAAGCUUGCUGAAGCUGGAUUCUAUCAUAUCCCAAGUGAACAAGAACCAGAUGCUGUCAGGUGUUUCAUGUGUCUCAAGGAGCUGGAUGGAUGGGAACCAGAUGAUGAUCCAAUGAGCGAGCACAAAAAGCAUGCACCAAAGUGUCCUUUCAUAAAGCACUGGAAACCAGAGGAAGAGUACACAGUGACAGAUUUCAUCAAGAGCAUAGCAGAGCGUCAACAAGCAAGAGUGAAACGUAUAGCAGAGACGAAGAUCAAAGAAUUCAAGCAACAGGCUGAAGAAGUCCGGAAACAGAUGGAACUCUUGGCUUAAAGACUACAACUAAAGGCUAGUCUCAGUUCCAAAGUGAAUGCAUGUUUACAUGUAUUGUGUCGUGAUGCUGAUUCAAAUCUUACUUUUAUUUUUAUUUCAGUUCAGCCAUUCAUAAUUUGUUAAUCGUUUUAGAAAUCUGAAGGAAUAGUCAUUUGACAAUGGGCCUUUUAAUUUAGGCAACAUAGGCCUAAUAAAACCCCUCAAGAAAUUCAGGUGAAGUGUUGACAUCUCUAUUGUUAGUACAUUGUAUAUUAUAUUUGACGGUGGUAUCAUUGAAAAGCCUGUUUAUUCCUCUUUACAAUGAUGCCCCAUUUGUAAUCAUGGAAUGUGCAGUACACUUGAAUAUGCCCCCCCCCCCCCCCCCCCCCCGAGUCAAAAUGUUGCAAAAAAGCAUUGUAAUUGUCAAUAGUGAAUUCUUCCAUUGUCUUUUGAAGAAAUAACAACGCACAUUUGCAACAAUUCCAGUUACAUUUCACAUCUGACAUGGCCCCAUAUUCAGGUUUACUGCGUAGUCCAUGAUAACACAAUCAUUACGAACGGGGCAUUACUGUAAAGGGGAAUAAACAGGCUUUUAAUUGUUUUCAAUUUUGAGGAAUUGACAUGAAAAUCAAGUCAAAUCAAAGUCAUAUUGGAAAGUAGGUCUUCUCCAUCUCGGCUCUUUUCUAAUUCAAUCAUAGUUGAACCAUCUCUUGUAAAAACUUGACUGGAUUGAGCAUUGAUUAAAAUGUUUCAUCUUAAUUUAUGACUUGAUGACUUUAAAUGCCUUCAUGAGGGAAAGGAGAAUAAGAUUUCCAUUACUUUGGUGUUCUCUGGGAAAUAAAUUGGAUCAUUCAUGAGUAUUGUCAUUUUCUCCCCUUUUUUCUCAAGUUGUUAUCUUCUCAUUUGGACCUAAUAUGUUGUGUAUAAUCUAACCUACAGCAUGCGCAUUAGUUUCGUACAGACAAAUGUACAAGUAAAGAACUGCUCCUCAGACUCCUCUUUGUUUUCAGAAUGUAUUAUUAUUUCCACCCAAUUGUACAGUUAGAAACAUGUAUUUUAUAUAUCUAUAGAUAGGCAUAUAUUUUGUACAAAUCACUGUCUUUGAAACAUACAAUAUUACAUUAAGAGUAGAUUUAGUGCAGGAGGUCUUAUCCUAGUUUUUUAAGGUAAUGAAUGGUUUUGUAACUAAAACAAUUAAUUCUAAUUCAAUGGAAAAAAUAACUUCAGAGAGGAAAAUAGCACCUGCCAAACAUUUCAUGGGGGAGGGGCUAUCACAUCUCUAGAUUUUGGGGGUUUAUUUGAGAGGCCAUAAGUUUACAAAGUCCUUAUUUAGAAUAUAAGGAAUACAUUUUAUAUACCUCUUUUCUUCCAGAGGAAAGUGUUUAAUACCUUACCUCCAUGUGUCAGUCUGUAUCAAAUGUAAAUAAAUAAAUUCAUGUAUAUAUUCAAGAGCAA
Molecule: messenger RNA, 1962 nt
Organism: Strongylocentrotus purpuratus (purple sea urchin)
Lineage: Eukaryota; Metazoa; Echinodermata; Echinoidea; Camarodonta; Strongylocentrotidae
Gene: birc5
Product: baculoviral IAP repeat-containing protein 5
Exons: 4
Coding region: 85-528 (147 amino acids)
Source: RefSeq, a predicted model, not a curated record